CCUGCCCGGGGGAGCGCGGGGUAUUCCCCCUUGAAGGGUCAUAGCCCCGUGGGGGGCUCUGGGGUUGGGUUAUGCAAGGACGGGGGGUGCUGGUGCUUUUUGGGAUGCUCGGCCCCCACUGUGCUCUGAAAAAGGUCGGCGGUGUUUUUGUCCUGGCCUUAUCCCCAAAGCAGGGCGCUGGGGAGAGCCCCGCGGCUCCGGGAGGCUGCGGCUGCUGCAGCGCCAAAGUAGGUUAAAAUAAAGGGUGGAGAGGAGAAAAAGUAGGUUAAGGAAUACUCAGCAGCAGCUGUCUGGGACAAGAGCCGUGUCGGGUUUCUCUUUUUUUUUCUUUUUUCUUUUUUUCCGAAGCUGGAAAACCGCAGGGCUCCGAGCCAAAGGCCGGGGAUGCUGCGGAUGCUGCGGCGCAGGGCUGCGCCCGGAGCGGGGCCGCGGCGGGGCUGGGCGCCAUCCCAGCGCUUCCCCCGGGAUCGUUGGACUUUCACGCUGGAAUUUAGCGGCGGCUCGCUUGUUCCCGCAGUUCCGAUGGGGCCCGGCUGCGAUCGUGCCGAGUUUCGCUCCAUCUGCCGGACAAUCCCCUCCUUGUCCGAGGCUGUCUCCAGCAGCCGUUCCCCAAAGUUUUCCCGAACAGUUGCUGCUUUUUCCCUCUGUUUGUUCUGCGGGAGCCAUCGGCUGAAACCCUGCUCCCCCACGGGGAGGGGAAGUCCUCACUGGAAUCCCAGCGGGAGGUUUAGGUUACAGAUUGAAUUAAGGGGGGCUGGGAUUAGAGGGCUCGUGAUCCGGAGGGAUCUGGGGAGGUUUCCAAAACCACGUCGCCUCCUCUGGUGUGUUGGCAUUAAUUGCACCAGCCAGGUGGGGUCUGGUGGAGCUUGGAGCAGCCAGGUCUGGCUGUUUAUUCUCGUACUUGGAGGGGCAAAUUCUGUCGGGUUUAGAAGUGUGUCCUGCAUCCCUAUGGCAGCGUUUUGUUCAUCUGAGGGAUGUCCUUAAUCCCUGGAUUAAGCUUGACAUCAGAUCAGCUGUAGUCCUGCUCCUGGUGGUGUUUAGAUCCAGUUAUCAUGGAAUGCUCCGGUGAGCCGGGAUGCUCGUGGUCUCUCAGCCACGGUGGGACCUUCCUGUCCUGGGGAUGCUUCAUCCCCAGCAGAGCCAGUCCCUCAUGUGUAAUUAGCUGCAUCUCGGGGUGGUGCUGGCCGCUAAUUAGGAGAAACUCGUCAGGCGCAGACUGUAAUGAAGCUCUGCCGGGGCUCCCACAGGACCGUGACGACCGGGGGGGAAUUUCCAUGCGGGUGGCAGGAUUUCCAUGCAGGCAGUAGGAUUUCCAUGUGGAGGCUGGAUCCGAGUUUGGGUCUCCCUGAGUGAUGAAGAGGAGCGGGAUGCACUGGUGGCUUGUCACCGUCCUGGGGGUGCUGAGCAGACCUGCCCAGGGGAGCUGCAGUGGCCCGGAGCAGGGGACCGCGGGAUGCCCGCCCGGAGAGGAGCCCAGCGGGGAUCCAGCGGGGACGUGCCGAGCUUGUCCCUCCGGCACCUUCUCCCUGGGGAACGCGUCCUGCGCCGCUCACACCCAGUGCCGGGCCGGGAACAGGGUGCUGGUGGCAGCGGGGACCGCGGCGAGCGACAGCCGGUGCGGAGCCUGCCUGCCGGGGUUUCACAGCCCUGGAGGGGAGAGGGAGCCCCGGGGCCGCUGCCUGCCCUGCGCCGCCGCUCCCCGCAGCACCCCGGGGUGCCCAGGCCGGCGGCGAGCCCGCAGCCCCGAAAUGCCAGGCAGGGCACCGGGAACCAACGGGACACGGGUGACCCUGCUGGGUGAGGAAGAGGAGGAGGCAGCAGCAGCACAGGCAGCCGUGCUGACCAUCGUCCCGGUCUUCUGUGCCAUGGGAUUGUUGGGCAUCCUGGUCUGCAACCUGCUGAAGAAGAGGGGGUAUCACUGCACUGCCAGCAAGGAGCCCCAGCCCAGCAGCACCGGUCCCAGCUCCAUCUACCAGCUGGAGGAUGCCAACGAGGACACCAUCGGGGUGCUGGUGCGGCUGAUCACCGAGAAGAAAGAAAAUGCAGCGGCGCUGGAGGAGCUGCUGAAGGAGCACCAGAGGCAACAGCUGAUGCCACCGAGCUGUGCCCCCCUCAAUAAGCUGCACCUCCUGCCUCAGUUUCCCCCUGCCUGCCAGCACCAGCAGCACCUGCACACGGUGCAGGGACCGGCCCCGUGUGCUCGCUGCAGCCAGAAGUGGCCCGAGGCGCUGCCAUCGCUCAGUGCCACCAAAGUCCCCAAACCCGGAGCUCAUCCCAGCGAGGUGACCAUCCUCUCCAUCGGCAGGUUCCGGGUGUCCCGGAUCCCUGAGGUGAGGAGCGAGGCGGGGGCUGAGCCCCUCCGUGGUCCCCUCCCCGCCGGCAGCGGGAUGUGACCCCUGCGAUGGAGCAGCACCACCGGCUCCCACGAGCAGGCACCUGGCCUGGGGGCUGCCUCAGGAGUCAGUGCCAGCCCCAAAGACCCCGUGGAGGGGGUGGAGGACGCUGGGCAUUGUGUGAAAGCCAGUCCCUCUCAGAGCUGUGAAGUGCUGGAGGUGGCGGCUCAGCUGCUGCUCCUUCCACCAAGGUGUCCAACAGCAGCACAGCAAAUCCAGCGUCUCGCUCGGCUGGUGAGAAGGAUUCUCUGUCCCUGAGGCCUGAUGGUGGCCGCAGCAUGGUGGCCUGAUAGACAGUAACUCCAGGAGCUGCCAUGCCGGUGCUGGUGGCCACAGGAAUCAUCAUCUCUGGGAACCAUGAUGCCACAUCACAGCUCCACUGGAAGCACAGAGGACACUGGAUGCCAUUUAAUGGUCACCUUCUGGGUCUGUUGAACUCUCCAGGACCAUCAUGAACUCCUGAUUUCCCUCCAUCACCUGGUGCCAGCGCUCAGCAUCACAGGAUAAUGAAUCACUGGAUCACGGAAUGACUCCUCCUUUCCCAACAACCCAGCUGGGGCAUGGAUUGCUCUGGGCAAAGCUGGUCUCCUGCAUCCCUCCAUCCAUCCAUCUGUCCUCCCUGCAAAGUCUCAGUUCAGGAGCACAUGGUGGUGAUGCUCACCAAGAAAAUCACACAUUUCACUUUCCAUAGGAAUUGCUUCCAUGGGAUCACACUGGCUUGGCCGUGUUGGGAUCACUGGGAUAACCCACCCAAGGUUGGGUUGGAGACCAUCAACCUCAACCAUCAACCCAAAAAAGGGUUUGUGGCUGGUCCCAUUCACCUCUCCACAGCAUCACAGUGCCAAAGAACCAACUACCAAACCCUCUCGGGCUCUUUUAUUUAUUUAUUUAAUUUUUUUUGGAAACAUUUUAAUAGUUAUCGAAUGUUCUACAUCUUACAGUAAAUAUCGUACAGUUACAAACUCUUGGCUGAAAUCUGUCAGGGAGAUCACGACCUGAUCUUCAGAACCAAAACCAGAACAGAAAACAAACGGGAAAAUAACCCCAAAUUUACACUUCAGAUGGACAAACUGUGGCUGUGGGGCUCUCCAGGGCAUCAGUCCAAGGCCAUGUUCCCUACACACCUGUGAGAUGUAGACUUGGAAGACGUGGUUACUCUUGGGUUUAAAUUUUUUGUUGUUGUUGUUCUUUCAGGGAAUUUUUUUUUUUGGUAUUCGUUUUUAUUUAAGAGGUCUAAUAAUACUUAAAAAUUA
Molecule: messenger RNA, 3646 nt
Organism: Catharus ustulatus (Swainson's thrush)
Lineage: Eukaryota; Metazoa; Chordata; Aves; Passeriformes; Turdidae
Gene: RELT
Product: RELT TNF receptor
Exons: 11
Biological process (GO): apoptotic process
Source: RefSeq, a predicted model, not a curated record